AUUGAUGAAAGACAUCUAUGAUACAAUCAUCUCCAAUAUAGUUAAGAUCUAUCUCUUUCGUAUUAGUUACACGGCCGACGGGGGCCCUGUGCAACUACGUAAUGGCCUCGCUAAUUGUAGCUUUGGGCACGGAGGGCACUAAUUUAGAUAAACAUAAAUAUUUCACUAUACGCACACGUUAUUUUAUUUUUUAAGCAUCGAAAAACAAAUAUAAGGUACCAUUUGCAUGUGAUAUUUUUAUUUUAUCACAUACGCAAUAUAGCGGAACUAAAAACUAUAAAAUCUUGAUUGAAAGAACUUUGCGCGAAGAUGAAUGGCCCUACAGCUCGCGAUAGCUUUUAACUACACUCAUUUUCCUUUUUUUCUUUUUUUUGAUCCACCACCACACUGAUACACAAGGGCCACGUACGAAUUCGGGAAGAUAAUAUUGAUAUAGAAGUUAUAGUCUUUUUAGUACCAGUAAUUGUAAUACUGAUAGUUCAAGAAGAGCAAGAACUUCAAUAUCAUAUUUCGACAUGCUUUCCCCUUCCCCUUUCCGUUAUUUAUUGCCGGGCUUGGAUUAACAUGAAGGCCAGAGGACAUCAAAACUUGGCCUAGUGCUACCGAUGCAUCGAUAAAUUAUACCAGGACUUUUCUCGUUGAUCUCUAUUCGGUACACUCACAUGUCCUCCUUGGUGAACAAUUAUGGUUACGAUCACAUGAUCGAGGUUUGAC
This is a messenger RNA of Amoebophrya sp. A25, 714 nucleotides long. Lineage: Eukaryota; Dinophyceae; Syndiniales; Amoebophryaceae. The record is from the annotation of a GenBank genome assembly.